GAAUGGCCUAAAAAGUCCCUCCUACACUUUGCUAUCACAGUAGUAUUUGACAGAAAUGACCAACUUACAUCUUUCGCUUAUUUUAGUGAUAUUCUCACUUUCUGGAGUAUUUUCCUCUGGUUUUUUGCAAAUCCGUCUGAAAAGUGCAUACCCACUUGAUACUACCGUAUCAUUGUCCCGAGGGAAUGGCUCAGCAUAUCUGAAGCUUCCAAUUGCUCUGAAAGCCAACACGACAAGAGAACUCGGGCGGUUCCCAAUUGAAAUGCUGGGAAAUUACAGUCUGGUAAUUACUGGAGACAAAGUUGAAGAACUAGGAAUCAAAAGCAGCACGUACACGGCAUCCUUCAACUCAACUCUAGGAACACAUUCUCCAAUGAAACUAAAUCUACCAUUGAACGGAUUGGAAAUCGAUAUUGCCUGUGAUAAGAAAAAAAUUUCAAAAAAAGAAAUCGACCGAAAUUUUGAAAAACUCCAAAUUCCAAAAAACUUCAGAAACUGGAAGGGUGCCAAAUGCGACGUUCCUUGUCAGGAAAAAUGUACCGCCGACACAAAAAUCGAUAAUCCAUUGAAAGUAGAUAUUGAUUAUUCCAUUGAUUUGUCAAAACUGCCAACAUUUGUCCAAAGGCUCAAAGAGACCACCCACGUGGAUAAUAAGAUCAGAGUUCCGACUGGAACCCCUAGACAGGUCCCUAAGGAGGUUUCAAAAGAAACGAAAUCGAAAGAAUCCAACUCGGAUGCCUUGGGAAAUUCAAUAUCAAGACUUAUCUCGUCGUUGAAGAAUUUUAUUUCUGGAGGCCGCUCUAGCAUUAUUCCAGGAAUUUCUGUCACAAUGUCAAGAUCUGAUUCAGAAAGCGAGAAAAAUGAUGAGGGAAACAAAAAUGAAGAAAACACUGACUCGGGAAUCACGAAACAUUCACGGCUAUCGGAAAUUCUCGGAUCAAUGCGCCGAUCCCCGCCAGCCUCCUUCUCCGUUGAUGAUGGACCUUCGAGACACUCUCCAUUAACGUUCUCGGAAUAUCUCCGGUCGCAGCGGCCAUCCCCUCCAUCAUCCUUCUCUUUGGACGACGGACCUUCGGUUCAAAGGAUCUCUCCAAUAGACAUGUCCACGGAAAAUUUUGGAACAGAACGUAAAUCUCAACCAAUUUCAUUCUCCAUGGAUGAUGGGCCUUCGAUUCCAGGACUUCCGGGAAUGUUCUCUCCAUUCGGAAUGCUCAGCUCAAUGAUGUCCCGUUUCCCAAGAAGCACUACUCAGCAAAAAUCAGAAUUUUCUGGAAUCACCGCCGAGGACAUCGCCGCCGAUGGAAUUAUCAAAAACUAAAAUUGUUCCUGUUUUCUUAAUAUAUUUUUCAAAAAUAAAUUUUGUCAAUAAAUUCGAAA
Caenorhabditis elegans is the source of this 1377-nucleotide messenger RNA. RefSeq lists its product as uncharacterized. Gene Ontology annotation, biological process: Notch signaling pathway; cell fate specification. Gene Ontology annotation, molecular function: Notch binding. Bases 56 to 1318 code for a protein of 420 amino acids. NCBI's taxonomy places the organism in Eukaryota, Metazoa, Nematoda, Chromadorea, Rhabditida, Rhabditidae. The transcript is spliced from 8 exons. The record is from RefSeq and is marked reviewed.